CUAAUUAGGGAAAAUAAAAAUAAAUAAAGAAAUGAAAAAGAAAAAGGCAACUUAACUUAACCAGGGUUGAAAUACGAGAGCUAAAUAGAACGAACAACGGUCCAGAUUAAUCCUCGUCAACUCAUCCAACGACUCAUGGUAGCUCAUAGUAGAACAUAGGUUAGGGCUAUUUCUCUCCGGUACAGAGACCCCAUGGAUCUCUGGGUACGACCAAUCUGAAUCACUGAAUCAAAAUCUAAAAUUAGGGUUUGGUCUACGUGAUGGAGAUGGACUACUUGACAGAAUUUCCCCUCUCUCACAUAGAUCGUCGUCCAAGGAAGAAGGCUAGGUUUGCUUGGGAUGUUACCCAAUCUAAUGCAAAGGCUCAGUCAGACUUGUUUUGUGGACAAGAUGGUGGAAAUGGGACAAGCUUUGGACCUUCAAGGGUACUCCCAGACCAUCCUAGUCUUUUUGUUAAGGGAUUGACUCAAAGAAGCUCUCCCCCAUGGCGAGAAGACGACAAAGAUGGGCAUUACAUGUUUGCGCUCGGAGAGAAUUUAACUUCUCGCUAUAAAAUCCACAGAAAAAUCGGUGAAGGUACAUUUGGUCAGGUUUUGGAAUGCUGGGAUAGGGAGACAAAGGAGAUGGUGGCAAUAAAAGUUGUGAGAAGUAUUAAAAAAUAUCGUGAAGCAGCAAUGAUUGAAAUUGAUGUUUUACAUUUGCUUGGAAAAUAUGAUAGAACUGGCAGUCGAUGUGUUCAAAUACGGAACUGGUUUGACUAUCGCAACCAUAUAUGUAUUGUAUUUGAGAUGCUUGGACCAAGUUUAUAUGAUUUUCUGAGGAAAAAUAAUUAUCGCCCGUUUCCAGUUGAUCUUGUCCGUGAGCUUGGUCGACAACUGUUGGAAUGUGUAGCAUUCAUGCAUGAUAUGCGGCUCAUUCAUACUGACUUGAAACCAGAGAACAUACUCUUUGUGUCUUCAGAAUAUGUGAAAGUGCCCGACUACAAGGUCUCUUCUCGAUCACCCAAGGAAGGAAUCUUCCAUAAAAGGUUGCCAAGAUCUAGCGCUAUUAAGGUUAUUGAUUUUGGUAGCACAGCCUAUGAACAUCAAGAACACAACUAUAUUGUCUCUACAAGGCACUAUCGUGCUCCUGAGGUGAUUCUUGGACUUGGAUGGAAUUACCCAUGUGAUAUAUGGAGUGUUGGUUGUAUCUUGGUAGAAUUAUGCUCGGGAGAAGCAUUGUUUCAGACACAUGAGAACUUAGAACAUCUAGCAAUGAUGGAGAGGGCAUUAGGCCCGUUACCACAGCAUAUGCUUAAAAGAGCAGAUCAUCAUGCCAAUAAGUAUGUGAAAAAGGGUAGAUUGGACUGGCCAGAAGGAGCAACCUCUCGUGAAAGUAUCAAAGCCGUCCUGAAGUUACCCCGUCUUCAGAAUCUAAUAAUGCAGCAUGUAGACCACUCGGCCGGGGAACUCAUCGACCUUUUGCAAGGUCUGCUUAGAUAUGAUCCUAUUCACAGGCUAACAGCUCGUGAAGCCCUUAGGCAUCCAUUCUUUACCAGGGAUCAUUACAGGAGAUUCUAGUUGAAAGAGGUUGAUCAUAUACAUUCUCCUCAGAUUAUUGUUACAAUGGCUUAAAGAGUGUUAUACCCGAGUUGUGGUCUGGCUUAUUAUUAUUUUGAGCCAAAGAAAAGAAAAAAGAAAAAGUAUUGCCUUGAAGUCGUAAAUGCCUUUGACACUUGGCAUAGUGCACGGAUCAAGAUUGGCUGGUAGAGAGUAUAAUUAUUAUUUCUUAUUAUCUCUGUUGUUGUGCUAUUGUAAAUAAUCUCGUUGGGAGAGAGUAUUAAUGGUCAAUUUUGUAACUUCAUACAAAAAGAUAUAUGUGUAAUGUAAUGUCACCAGCUUCUCAUCUUAUAUACGUAUCGGCAUCCCAUUCAUUGUAAACAUGUGUGGAGUUCACAACAAGUUUGCCUCUGUUUUUUGGAUUAUUACUUUGUAUGUAUUGAACCAAAAUGUCUAAACAUUGAACUAGACCAUUCAAUACCUUAAAAAUAAUUUUUUUAUGACA
This is a messenger RNA of Cannabis sativa, 2043 nucleotides long. RefSeq names its product serine/threonine-protein kinase AFC1. Lineage: Eukaryota; Viridiplantae; Streptophyta; Magnoliopsida; Rosales; Cannabaceae. The transcript has 12 exons. The record is from RefSeq and is a predicted model, not a curated record. Gene Ontology annotation, biological process: protein phosphorylation. Bases 261 to 1559 code for a protein of 432 amino acids. Gene Ontology annotation, molecular function: ATP binding; protein kinase activity. Gene Ontology annotation, cellular component: nucleus.